Messenger RNA from Vidua macroura (Pin-tailed whydah), 1283 nucleotides. It is a transcript of the gene SUCLG1, whose product is annotated as succinate-CoA ligase GDP/ADP-forming subunit alpha. Gene Ontology annotation, biological process: tricarboxylic acid cycle. Gene Ontology annotation, cellular component: mitochondrion; succinate-CoA ligase complex (ADP-forming). The record is from RefSeq and is a predicted model, not a curated record. Gene Ontology annotation, molecular function: succinate-CoA ligase (GDP-forming) activity; succinate-CoA ligase (ADP-forming) activity. The coding region runs from base 61 to 1056 and encodes 331 amino acids. Lineage: Eukaryota; Metazoa; Chordata; Aves; Passeriformes; Viduidae. The transcript has 9 exons.
CUUCCGCCGCCGGGGCGGGCCGAGCUCGGGGCCGCCGCCGCCGUCAUUGCGGACGGGACGAUGUCUCGCUGCAGCCCCGCCGCCGCCCGCCUGCUCGGCCGCUUCCUCCGCCUUCAACAGAAUGGAGUCCGACACUGCUCCUACACAGCAUCCAGAAAAAACCUGUAUGUUAAUAAAAACACAAAGGUUAUCUGUCAGGGUUUUACAGGCAAACAGGGCACCUUUCACAGCCAGCAGGCAUUGGACUAUGGCACCAAUCUAGUUGGAGGAAUUUCUCCAGGGAAAGGGGGAAAAACUCAUCUAGGUCUGCCUGUGUUUAAUUCUGUGAAGGAGGCCAAAGAACAAACGGGUGCUUCAGCCACUGUCAUCUACGUCCCUCCCCCAUUUGCUGCUGCUGCCAUCAACGAGGCCAUCGAUGCAGAGAUGCCCCUGGUGGUGUGCAUCACUGAGGGCAUCCCCCAGCAGGACAUGGUGCGGGUCAAACACCGGCUGCUGCGGCAGAACAAGACCCGGCUGGUGGGCCCCAACUGCCCGGGAGUCAUCAAUCCUGGAGAAUGUAAAAUUGGUAUCAUGCCUGGUCACAUUCACAAGAAAGGAAGAAUUGGUAUUGUGUCAAGAUCUGGAACCCUGACAUACGAAGCUGUUCAUCAGACAACACAAGUUGGGUUGGGGCAGUCUUUUUGUGUUGGUAUUGGAGGUGAUCCCUUCAAUGGAACUAAUUUUAUUGACUGCCUUGAUGUCUUCCUGAAGGAUCCUCAUACUGAGGGGAUCAUAUUGAUUGGGGAGAUUGGAGGAAAUGCUGAAGAAGAUGCAGCAGCAUUUUUGAAAGAAAAUAAUGCCGGCCCCAAUGCCAAGCCAGUGGUGUCCUUCAUAGCUGGCCUGACAGCUCCUCCUGGCCGGAGGAUGGGCCAUGCUGGAGCCAUCAUUGCUGGGGGAAAGGGGGGAGCCAAGGAGAAGAUUGCAGCCCUCCAGAGUGCAGGGGUUGUGGUCAGCAUGUCCCCUGCUCAGCUGGGCAGCACCAUCUACAAGGAGUUUGAGAAAAGGAAAUUGCUGUAAGAGAAGACACUUUGGAAUACUUUCUCCAAAACACCAGUGCAGCAUCCGGCCUCCGCUUAUCUUUUGUCUGCUAAUCUUCAGUUGCCCCAAUGUCUUGACACUAGUCAAUGAAUUUGACUCAGAAGCCAUAAACCUCCUGGCUAAACCUAUUUUGGUGUCUCCUUGUUUCGGACGUUGUCACCCUGUUGUAAAUCACAGCAAAUUAAUAAAUCUACUACUAAAUCUGA